AUGGCCGCUUCUUCCUUCGCCCUCGCCGUCGGCAUUGCUGCCCUCGUCGGCAACGCCGCAGCAUUCCCCAUAUCGGUGGGCGAUUUGACUGGGCGCAUUGAGGUGCAGGCGCACCGCGGCGGCUUGGGUCUGAGGAACGAGGAGUCUCUGUGGGCAUUCGCCUACGCGUUGGAGAUCGGUGUCGACACGUUGGAGAUGGACACUGUCUUCACCAAGGAUGGCAUCCCUGUGAUUUGGCAUGAUCAUUACAUCUACCCGACAAAAUGCACCGGUGACUAUGUUGGCCAGUUCAUCAAUGAAUUGACACUGGAACAAGUCAAGAGUCUGGACUGUGAUCUACAACUAGAAGAUCAUUUACAGCAAGAGCUCCACCCCGGCACCAAGAUCGCCACUCUGGAAGAAGUAUUGGAGCUGGUCAACUGUUACGGCGACAAGGGCGUGACUAUCAAUCUCGAGACCAAGAUCGAUCCCACGACCCCUGAGCAAACCUGGCCCGUUGAGAAGUACCUCGACAUAAUCCCCAUCCUGCAGAAACACGGCCUUCUCGAGCGCACCUACAUCCAAAGUUUCGACUGGCGCACCCUCAUCCUUAUCCACGAACAGCACCCCGCCAUUCCCAUCGUUGCACUCCUCGACGACACGACCGUCGUCCCGGACGCCAACGGCACCUACCCCUGGCUCGGUGGUCUCAACCUGGACGACUACGACGGAAACUGGAUCGCCGCCGCCGCCGCCAUCGGAUCCGACGUGCUCAGCCCCGUGCAUGGCUUCCCUUCGAAUCUGACCGUCAAUUCCCCCGGCUACACGCCUUUCACGACCAAAGACGUCGUUGAUGAGGCCCAUGAGCUUGGCAUGAAGGUCAUCCCUUGGACCGUCGAUUACGAAGUCACCAUCAGCAAACUCAUUGACGACGGCGUCGACUCCAUCAUCAGCAACUACCCAGAGCGCGUCAUAGCCGUUGCUAGGCAGAGAGGUCUGUCGGUGGGACGCGCCAGAAAUCCUAGUAAGCCCGAGUGCCUUGCAAACGCCAGCGGCUGA
Molecule: messenger RNA, 1038 nt
Organism: Lasiodiplodia theobromae
Lineage: Eukaryota; Fungi; Ascomycota; Dothideomycetes; Botryosphaeriales; Botryosphaeriaceae
Product: Glycerophosphoryl diester phosphodiesterase
Exons: 5
Coding region: 1-1038 (345 amino acids)
Biological process (GO): lipid metabolic process
Molecular function (GO): phosphoric diester hydrolase activity
Source: RefSeq, a predicted model, not a curated record